AUGUUGUGGAAAUGUACAGCAGUCAUUCUUAUCCGCCUCGCAGAAUUGGGGGCAUGUUGGCCAUACGACGAGGCUCUUAUCGAUUAUAAUUUGAAUGAAAAUGAAGAAGCUACCAAUCCUGCCGAAUAUUGGGGAGAAUGGCCCGACCACGACUAUUACCCUUCUCCGGACAGCUGGAGGUUUCCAAUUUACUCACUUUUCCUUGAUCGAUUCGUAAAUGGAGACCCCACAAACGACAACAUCAAUGGAACGAUGUUUGAGCACGACUUGAAUUCAAAUCAAAUGCGUCAUGGAGGUGAUGUGGUUGGCCUGGUAGAUACUUUGGAUUACUUGCAGGGAAUGGGUAUCAAGGCAAUAUAUCUCGCUGGAACGGUUCUCAUGAACCAACCAUGGGGCUCAGACGGCUAUUCCGCACUCGACACUACUCUUCUUGACCAGCACUUUGGAACACUUCAAACCUGGAGAGAUGCCAUUACAGAAAUUCAUAAUCGUGGCAUGUAUGUCAUUUUUGAUAACACUGUUGCGACGAUGGGCGACCUCAUUGGAUUUGAGGGUUAUCUCAAUACUACAACGCCGUUUUCGAACAAGGAGCACAAAGCCCAGUGGAAGUCUGACCGUCACUAUGUGGAUUUUCACUUCGGAAAUAGCUACAACAAAUCUUGUGACUAUCCUCGUUUUUGGAACGAGACUGGCUUUCCGGUCGAGAACUUUGUUCGGGACCAGCUGACAGGCUGCUAUGACAGUGAUUUCGAUCAGUAUGGAGAUAUUGAGGCCUUCGGAGUAUACCCUGAUUGGCAACGUGAGCUUGCAAAGUUUGCCUCAGUGCAGGAUCGCCUUCGUGAGUGGAUACCUAGUGUCAGAGAACGUAUUGUCCGCCAUUCAUGCAUGAUAAUUUCGUCUCUUGACAUUGAUGGAUUCAGAUAUGACAAAGCAACGCAAGCGACUGUAGAUGCAUUGGGCGACAUCUCAGGGGCAUACCGUGAAUGUGCUCGGAAGGUUGGAAAGCAAAAUUUCUUUCUUCCAGGAGAGAUCACAGUCGGAAAUAACCUAGGCUCCGUUUUUCUUGGGCGUGGUAGACAGCCUGAUAUGCUUCCAGAUACACUCGACCAGGCCUUUGGGUUGACAAAUGCAUCAGACUCGACGUACUUCCUUCGUGACGAAAACCAACAAGCCAUCGAUGGUGCUGCCUUCCAUUACUCUAUCUACCGAUCAUUGACACGCUUUCUGGGAAUGGAUGGAAACCUCGCAGCAGGAUAUGAUAUUCCUGUCAAUUGGACUGAGGCCUGGUAUGAGAUGGUUCUCACUAAUGACCUUGUCAACGCCAACACUGGCAAAUUUGACCCGCGUCACAUGUAUGGGGCAACUAAUCAAGAUGUCUUCCGCUGGCCAGCUAUGUCUCAGGGUAUUGAAAGGCAUCUUCUAGCUCUCUUUAUCACAACAUUACAUCUACCUGGAAUCCCGCUUCUGCUCUGGGGUGAAGAGCAAGCAUUUUACAUUCUUGAUGCUACAGCUUCCAACUACAUUUAUGGUCGUCAAGCGAUGUCUCCAGCCACAGCUUGGAAAACACAUGGCUGCUUUCAGCUUCCCUCAACGCAAUACUUCCAUUGGCCAAUUGAGUCAGGGCGACUAGGUUGUCAUGAUGAAGCUGCGACGUACGAUCACCGAGACCCCUCUCAUUUCAUGCGAAACAUCAUCAAACAUAUGUACCAAAUGAGAGAGGAUUUUCCGGCAUUGAACGAUGGGUGGUGGAUACAAUUGCUUUCAAAUCAAACACAUGAAUUAUUUUACCCGGGUUCGAAUGGUGUUCCCACCGAAACAGGCAUGUGGUCAGUCCUCCGAAGCCCAUACUACCAGAUGCAAGACCUUGGCGAAACAGGAAAUCAGACUAUUUGGUUUGUCUACCAAAAUGACAAUAAGACUGUGACUUACGAUUUUGAUUGCUCUGAUCAAGAUCAAGCCCUUAUUGCCCCAUUUACAACCAAUACUACCGUGAAGAAUCUGUUUUAUCCACAUGAUGAGCUCACUUUGAAGGAUGGGCCUAUCAAGUUGGGAUUGAAUGGUUCCCAGGAAUUUAACGGCUGUGUCGAUAGCUUAGUCUUUCAGCCUUACGAGUUUAGGGCCUACGUUCCUAUCGAAAGGUUUAUACCUCCGCGACCAACGAUCACGAAAUUCACUCCUGGGCAUGAUGUUCCUGUUUUGUCACGGGUCAAACCCGGAGAGAGCGAGGAUAUUGAUAUUGGAAUAUAUUUCUCAAUUGAAAUGAACUGCACCCUGCUUACGGAGUCUAUAUCAUUAGAAUCAGUGACUGAAGUGGACACAGUACCUUCAAUCGAUUUAGAGACCGUUGAUUGUGGAGUGAUAGACUCCGAAGACACAGCAUAUACUGGGCAGAUCCCGACUGCUUGGGGCUGGACGGCCACUUUGACCGGUGUUCACAAUGGUAUCCAUCGGCUCACAGUGAAGAAUGCCACGAGCAGCGAUGGAAGAUCCACAAAUUCAAUCGAUCACUUUUUGAUUCGAAUCGGUCAACAUGACAAUCCUAUGAUCUUCACCUCCGCCAACUACUCCAGUAGUUUGCUCCAUAUAAAUUCAAAUGGAGGUCUCUUUCUCCAACAACAUGCAGCUGGAGCAGACAUGUUUCGCUACUCAACGAACUGGGGUACAACAUUCUCAAAGUGGCUCCCAUAUAUCGGUGGCAACCAAACAAUCAAAGAGCAACCAUGGUCUGGAACUAAACAGCAAAGGUGGAAAGGCAAGCAUAAGGCGAUGGCCCCGAUUGGCAUAUACCUCGGCGCUUCCCCCCACAUGUUCUUCAACGGGCCUUUCAACGAAUAUGGAUACGAUGCAGGCUUGGCAAAUGUGGUCAAGCAGGACAGUGAUAGCAUUUGGAAAUUCCGCUUCAUGGCUGAAUGGCCUGCUCAGGGUCAACUUAAUGUAUGGGGUAUCAAUCCGGAUGGGCAACCUGAUCAAAGCUAUAUUUUUGGAGAUUCCGACGGGGACUCCGUCCUAGAUCGUCUUCCGCCAUCCUCCCUCAGUACAACAACAAUCAACAUCACGGAGCACCCUCCAAGUCCACACCUGGCUUGGAGAAUCCAUCUUGAUGAUGCGACUCUGCGGUUCAAACUAGUUCCAGCUGGGUCAGAGUAUGUACAAUUGGCUCUCUUCAUUUUACUCUGGAUUGUUCCCGUCCUCACCGCAACGGCAUGUGCAUAUGUCUUCAAGAAGACCUUUUAUAGGAUUAAGUUCAAUCAGAUUGGUGUAAGCGAGAAGAAGACGCUCAUCUCGCUAGACAUUCUAAACAGGCUGAGACCAGAUAACGGGGAGUCUGGGGAGCCAAGAAGCCUGAUCGCUCGCCUCGCGAACAAAUCUAGGUUCCUCCAAAGUACUUCCGCCUUUGGCAAUCGCACUUCACAUCGCAGAAAAGUUCUUAUUGCAACCAUGGAGUAUGACAUCGAUGAUUGGGGAAUCAAGAUCAAAAUUGGUGGAUUAGGUGUCAUGGCACAGCUCAUGAGCAAACAGCUCGGUCACCAGGAUCUGUUUUGGGUCAUUCCCUGUGUGGGCGGUAUAGAAUAUCCAGUGGACAAACCUGCAGAGUCGAUGUUCGUAAUGAUCCUCGGUAAUUCAUACGAGGUUAAGACGCAAUAUCACACUCUGCGGAACAUUACCUAUAUUCUCUUGGAUGCACCUGUCUUCCGGCAACAGUCAUUGACAGAACCUUAUCCAGCCCGCAUGGAUGACCUGGACAGCGCCAUCUACUAUUCGGCUUGGAACCAGUGCAUUGCUCAAGCCCUCAAAAGAUUUCCAGUCGAUUUGUAUCAUAUCAACGACUACCAUGGCGCAAUAGCUCCUUUAUAUCAGCUCCCAGAGACAGUCCCUAUCUGCCUCUCCUUGCAUAACGCCGAGUUCCAAGGAUUAUGGCCUAUGAGAACACAGAAAGAGAAGACUGAAGUUUGCUCCGUCUUCAAUCUCGAUAUGGAUGUAGUCACUCGCUACGUGCAAUUUGGCGAGAUCUUCAAUCUACUGCAUGCCGGCGCAAGCUAUUUAAGACUCAAUCAACAAGGCUUUGGGGCCGUUGGGGUGUCUAAAAAAUACGGCAAGCGUUCGUUUGCACGUUACCCAAUCUUCUGGGGUCUGAAGAAAGUCGGAAACUUGCCAAACCCAGAUCCAUCCGACACAGGAGAGUGGAGCAGAGAAUUACCUAAGGAAAAUGAAAUCAGUGUUGACACCGAAUACGAAUUUCGAAGGGCUGAGUUUAAACGCCAGGCACAGGAGUGGGCCGGUCUACAUCAAAUUCCUAAUGCUGACCUCAUGGUGUUUGUUGGCAGGUGGUCUAUGCAGAAGGGAAUCGAUCUGAUUGCAGAUAUCCUGCCAGGCGUUCUAGAAGCGAGGCCAAAUGUCCAGCUAAUAUGCGUGGGACCUGUCAUCGAUUUAUAUGGGAAAUUUGCAGCCCUCAAAUUGGACCGAAUGAUGAAGUUAUAUCCAGGUCGCGUCUUCUCAAAGCCUCAAUUUACUGUCCUACCGACUUUCAUUUUCUCAGGCGCAGAAUUUGCGCUUAUUCCCUCUCGAGACGAGCCAUUCGGCCUAGUUGCUGUUGAAUUCGGCCGCAAAGGUGCUCUUGGAAUUGGUGCUCGAGUAGGAGGACUUGGCCAGAUGCCUGGUUGGUGGUAUACUGUUGAAUCGACAACGACCUCACAUUUGCUCAAGCAGUUCAAGCUUGCCAUCGAUAGUGCUUUGAAUUCAAAACCCGAGGCCCGAGCCAUGAUGCGAGCGAGGUCGGCCAAACAACGCUUUCCAGUUGCCCAGUGGAUUGAAGAUUUAGAAAUUCUUCAAUCAACAGCAAUCCGUAUUCAUAAUAAAGAGCGUGCGAAAGCUCAGGCAUCAUCAACGGCGACUGCAUCAGCAUACAAUGCCAUCUAUGGAAUGAUGACGCCUCAGGCUGCUGUGUCGACAAGGUCUGGUCCUUCAAGUGGUACGAUAACACCACCUCUGCAAUCCUCCAGCCGACCCGGGACAUCUUCAAUGCAGCGCAGCUCAAUCAUUUAUAGCCGUGAUCCCAGUCCAGGCUCUGAUGUGCGACCUAAAUCUGGCCUCAGUCGACAGCUAUCUUUUGGCGUAGGCGUUGGUCCAAGGCCUGUAUCUGCUCCCUCAGAGGGUCGUGGGAGAGCGGAUGCUGGUAAGGGGAGUACUGUUAAUAUUGAAGAGUCCUCGUGCGUGACAUCUCCAGAAAUCGACGAUGACAGUGAGGACGAAAUGAUGUCCACUUGUUAUGGGGAAGACGAAUACCCGAUGGCCCCUGAUUCGGCUGAGGCAGGGCUUCGAAUAGAUGGAUCGUCCACCCAGUCUUCCGGUAUUCCCUUAACUCGAGAAGUCCUGUCCGCUCGACAUUCGAGUCAAGGUUCCGUCUUCGGUCGCUCCGUUGGCACUCCCUCGAGUUCCGCGGCGCCGAGCACUACAGGGACUGAAGAUACACUUCUGCCUCCAUCACGUCCAUGGGCAGAGCCAGGGAGUCGUCUCAGUAGCGCAUCUGUCCUUUCUGUCGAUUCGGUGGUAGGCGAUAAGAAAGACUAUAAGUUGCAAAAAGUCGAUCCUUUCUUCACGGACAGCAAUGGAGAGUACUAUAGAAUCUUCGAAAAGAAACUGGAAGAGUUGAACGGCACCAACUCGGACUCGCAGCUUUGCAUUGAGCAAUACCUUGAGAAAAGCGAAAAGAAAUGGUUCGAUCGAUUCCGGGACGCACGAUUAGGACGCAACCAAUCCCCAGCUCCUUCAACGCAUCUCAGCAAAAACGGAGGCUCGCGUGGCGGGUCUCCGCCAGGCUCCAUCACCAACGAUGAUACAACAUCCCACGAGAGUGGUGUACCUGAGAGAAAAGACGCAAAUAACAACGAUGAAUUUCUUCUUGGCGAUGAUUAUGUCCCACCUACUGGCCUUAAGAAAUGGAUGCAAAUGCGCAUUGGCGACUGGCCGGUUUACUCCUUGUUCCUGGGUCUCGGCCAGAUCAUUGCUGCUAAUUCCUAUCAAAUCACAUUGCUCACCGGUGAAGUUGGCCAGACAGCAGCAAAGCUGUACGGAAUAGCGACGGUGUAUCUCAUCACCUCUAUUCUGUGGUGGCUUUUCUUCCGGUUCUGCAAAUCAAUUCAUGUCUUAACUGUACCCUGGUUCCUAUACGGCCUGGCAUUUUUGAUAAUCGGAAUCGCUCACUUUGAGCACGAUUCUUAUGCUCGUGGGUGGAUCCAAAACGUGGGCAGUGGCAUCUAUGCAGCUGCAUCAUCCAGUGGCUCCAUUUUCUUUGCGCUCAACUUUGGCGACGAGAGCGGCGCACCUGUCAAGCAGUGGGUUUUCCGUGCCUGUUUGAUUCAGGGUACACAGCAGGCCUAUGUCAUUGCUCUCUGGUACUGGGGAUCAACAUUAACAAAGGCAAGCAAUGCUGGCAAUGCAAAUGUGCAAGGCUAUAUCACCAAUACCUGGAGAAUGACAGCUAUCUGUACGCCAAUCACUGCUUUCUUGUGGACAAUUGGCCUGCUGGUGUACUUCGGCCUACCAAACUAUUAUCGCCAGACGCCGGGCAAAGUUCCAUCAUUCUACAAAUCAGUGUUCCGGCGCAAGAUUGUCCUUUGGAACUGGGUGGUCGUGAUCCUACAGAACUUCUUCCUCAGUGCGCCUUAUGGUCGCAAUUGGAAUUUCCUUUGGAUAUCCAAUCACGCGAAACCAUGGCAAAUUCUCUGCCUCUGUGUUGCUUUCUUCGGGUUCGCAUGGAUAGCAAUCCUCUUUUUGUUGGGCUAUAUAUCCAAAUCCCACAGCUGGAUCCUACCCAUAGUAGCCUGCGGCCUCGGCGCCCCUCGCUGGGCUCAAAUCUGGUGGGGCACCAGCGGAUCAGGCCUCUUUCUCCCUUGGGCAGGCAGCUAUGUUUCCGGGGCCCUGGUAUCUCGCAGUCUGUGGCUAUGGCUCGGUGUGAUGGAUGCCCUGCAAGGCCUGGGCUUUGGCAUGAUUCUCUUGCAGACGCUGACACGGAUGCAUAUUUGUUUUACGCUGCUGGUGUCGCAGGUAAUUGGUUCUAUCGCAACUAUCUGUGCAAGAGCUUUUGCGCCAAAUAAGAUCGGGCCAGGGCCUAUUUCCCCAGAUAUUACGGCUGGAGCCGGGGCGCUGGGAAAUGCGUGGUUUUGGAUUGCGCUUAUUCUUCAACUUAUGAUUUGUGGUGGCUUCCUUAUGUUCUUCCGCCGGGAACAGCUUUCAAAGCCUUAA
Messenger RNA from Penicillium macrosclerotiorum, 7242 nucleotides. RefSeq names its product alpha-1,3-glucan synthase Ags2 (gene ags2). The transcript has 6 exons. Bases 1 to 7242 code for a protein of 2413 amino acids. Lineage: Eukaryota; Fungi; Ascomycota; Eurotiomycetes; Eurotiales; Aspergillaceae. Gene Ontology annotation, molecular function: alpha-1,3-glucan synthase activity. Gene Ontology annotation, cellular component: fungal-type cell wall. Gene Ontology annotation, biological process: fungal-type cell wall (1->3)-alpha-glucan biosynthetic process. The record is from RefSeq and is a predicted model, not a curated record.